Rana temporaria (common frog) is the source of this 3218-nucleotide messenger RNA. RefSeq names its product acyl-CoA synthetase short chain family member 2 (gene ACSS2). The coding region runs from base 730 to 2808 and encodes 692 amino acids. Gene Ontology annotation, cellular component: cytoplasm. Lineage: Eukaryota; Metazoa; Chordata; Amphibia; Anura; Ranidae. The transcript is spliced from 19 exons. Gene Ontology annotation, molecular function: acetyl-CoA synthetase activity. Gene Ontology annotation, biological process: acetyl-CoA biosynthetic process. The record is from RefSeq and is a predicted model, not a curated record.
CUGUAGUAUUUAUUUUUCUCUGUAGCGUCUUCUGCAGCUCAUUAUUUUUUAUUUAUUUUUUUGCAUUUUUAAAUCACUUGUUUUUUUUCCCCCUUUAUUUCUUCCAGCAUUUUCUCUGUUGCAUUUUUAGGAGUGCUUUUAUCCUCUGUUGCAUUUGUCUAGAAUAUUUAAUUUUUUUAUUUUUUUUUGCACUUUUAAAGCACCCGUUUUUCUCUAUUGCACUUCUGUAACAUUUAUUUUUCUCCGUUUUUUUUUAUGUUUUUAGCAAUACAUUUUCCUGGGUUGCAUUUCUAGAGCACUUUUUUUUUUUUUCUCAAUUGCAUUUUUUAAAUCGCCCGUUUUUCUCUUCUUUUUUUUUUUUUUUGUGUUUUCUUUUCUUUUUUACUUCUGUCACCCAUUCUCACCCCUUGACACCGUGUCUGUUAUUCUAGGAGUCUCCCCUUUGUCAGCAUUUUAUAAAGUAAAUUUUUUUCCUAGGUUGCAUUUCUAUAGUAUUUUUCUCUGUUGCAUUUUUUUUUUUUGAAAGCAUCAAUUCUUAAAAGCUCUUUGAUUAAAAAAAAAAAAAAAAAAGCAUCAAUUCUUCCUCUGCACAUUUUUAAAGCAGCCAUUUUUCUCUGAUAUUUUUGCUCACCUUGUGAUCGGAUAGUAGAGGCGGAUUUUUUUUUCCGGUGCUUUAUCCGUUCUGGGGAGUCUUACCUUCUCAGCGUUGUCAGCGUUUGUAUAGUCGUAAUGUCGGCCCCUGAGGUCUUCCCUCCGCCCCCGGAGGUCUCCGCAGCGGCUCACAUCCCGUCUUUUAAGAAGUACCAGGAGAUGUAUGAGAGGUCGGUGCAGGAACCCAAUGCAUUCUGGGGUGAAAUUGCAAAUUCUUUCUACUGGCGGGUGCCGCCUUCCCAGCCGUUGCUCAGAUACAAUUUCGAUAUCACUAAAGGGAAGAUCUUCGUGGAGUGGAUGAAAGGCGGCGUCACCAACAUAUGCUACAAUGUGCUGGACAGGAAUGUGCAGGAGAAGAACCUGGGGGACAAAGUGGCCUUUUACUGGGAAGGUAAUGAGCCGGAGGAUGCUACGUCCAUCACAUAUGCAGAGCUCCUGAAGAAGGUGUGCCAGUUCGCCAAUGUUCUACGUGACCAAGGUGUUAAAAAAGGAGAUCGUAUAUCAAUUUACAUGCCCAUGGUGAUCGAGUUGGUGGUGGCAAUGCUGGCAUGUGCUCGAAUCGGGGCUAUUCACUCCAUAGUUUUUGCCGGAUUUUCAGCUGAGUCUCUAUGCGAGAGGAUCCUGGACAGUCACUGUUCGGUUCUAAUAACUGCAGAUGGAUUCUUCCGUGGAGAUAAAUUAAUUAACCUGAAGGUGAUCGCAGAUGAAGCACUAAAAAAAUGCGCAGAAAAGAAUUACCCUCUGAAAAAGUGCAUUGUACUCAAACAUCUGGGCAGAGAUGACGUUUUUUGUGAUGGGACAAGCAAUGCAUCACCACCAUGCAAGAGACCCUGCCCGAAUAUGCAGGAAAACAAGCAAGAGAAACAAAAAAGAUCUCAUCCCCAGACCCCGUGGAAUCCAUCGGUGGACCUGUGGUGGCACGACUUGAUGAAAAAUGCCAGUUUGGAGUGUGAGCCAGAGUGGUGUGAUGCCGAGGAUCAGCUAUUUAUUCUGUACACCAGCGGAUCCACCGGGAAGCCCAAGGGAGUAGUGCACACUGUUGGCGGUUACAUGAUCUUCACUGCCACCACCUUCAAGUAUGUGUUUGAUUAUCACCAAGGGGACAUAUAUUGGUGCACAGCUGACAUUGGAUGGAUCACUGGACACUCCUACCUCACCUACGGACCACUAGCCAAUGGGGCAACCAGCGUUUUGUUUGAAGGCCUCCCUAUAUACCCAGACAUCUCCCGGAUGUGGCAGAUCAUCGAUAAGUACAGCGUGAGCAAAUUCUACACCGCGCCAACCGCAAUCCGGCUGCUAAUGAAAUUUGGAGAGGAGCCAGUCAAACGGUAUAGCAGGAAGUCUCUAAAGAUUUUAGGAACAGUUGGGGAGCCAAUUAACCCUGAAGCAUGGCUGUGGUAUUACAACGUCGUUGGAGACCAGAGGUGUCCGAUUGUGGACACGUUUUGGCAGACGGAGACGGGAGGUCACGUGUUAACGCCACUUCCGGGGGCCACAGCAGCAAAGCCCGGAUCAGCUACGUUCCCUUUUUUUGGCGUUGUUCCUGCGAUCUUGGACGAGGCCGGCGAGGAGCUUGAAGGAGAAGCUGAAGGUUAUCUGGUAUUUAAACAGCCCUGGCCUGCACUAAUGCGCACAGUAUAUGGGAACCAUGAAAGAUUUGAGACCACCUACUUCAAAAAGUUCCCAGGAUAUUAUGUGACCGGCGAUGGCUGCAAAAGAGACAAAGAUGGCUACUAUUGGAUUACCGGGCGGAUUGAUGACAUGCUUAAUGUUUCCGGUCACUUGCUGAGCACGGCGGAGGUGGAAUCUGCUCUUGUUGAACACUCUUCUGUAGCCGAGGCUGCCGCAGUGAGCCAUCCACAUCCGGUGAAGGGGGAAUGUCUCUACUGUUUUGUCACUCUACGGGAUGGACACGAGUUCAACAAAACAUUGAUCGAUCAGUUAAAGAAACUAGUAAGAGAAAAGAUUGGACCAAUUGCCACUCCAGAUUAUAUACAGAAUGCACCUGGAUUGCCCAAGACACGCUCAGGUAAAAUAAUGAGACGAGUGUUACGUAAAAUUGCCAAAGACGACCAUGACCUGGGAGACAUUUCUACUCUCGCAGACACCACGGUCAUCCAGCAGCUCUUCAGCGAUCGAUGUAAGACUGUUCUCUAGGACACAGAACGACAGAGUUCACCUAGACAGGAAUGUUAACUGUGAAUCCAAGAGUCGAGUUAACGCACUUCGGAUACUGCAGCCAUAUAAUUCUGUGUAUAUUUUGUGAGAAUUGCGUUUGUUGAAUAUUGUGACUAUUUGAGCAACUGUUUCAUAUCUCAUGUAAGUCAAAUUGUGGUGUCGGUUUCAGGAGCUGAUUUGGGAAUCUGAUGAAUGUCUUGAGCUGUCAGGUCUUUAUUGCUGUUUGUGACCCCAGUUGGGACAUUUUACCUUACUUCCUGUUCCCGGGACAGGAGGAAACAGACAGCGAUAAAAACGUUGUCAGACACUCUAAUCCAGGGAUCUUCAAACUACGGCCCUUCAGCUGUUGCAGAACUAUACAUGCUAUGAGGCAUUGUAAGACAUGACUA